This is a messenger RNA of Prorocentrum cordatum, 1518 nucleotides long. Lineage: Eukaryota; Dinophyceae; Prorocentrales; Prorocentraceae. The record is from the annotation of a GenBank genome assembly.
AUGGGCCUGAGGAUACUACACACAGUGCCUACGGCACGGUGGCGUAUCACCGCGUGCCGCGGCCUGUCGUACGAGCCCCGCUCUGAGGGCGACGACCAGUGGCCGGAACUUUCUAAGCUGGGCCAGACGGGCAAGAUUGAGGCCGAAAGGGGCGACGGCAAUUGGUUCGGCGCGGAGGCCGCGGCGGCCGAGCUGAAGGCGAUACAGGCCAGGGAGCGGGCGGCGCAGGCCGAGACGAAAGACGGCAUGUCCGAGCGGCAGCUGCAGGCCAUCAUGAACCACGCGAACUCCGAGGUCAGCAAUGUGGUUAGCAAGGAGGAGCUGAUGGAGCACGUGGAGAGCUCCAUGGCGCGCGAGCUCACCGUUGAGGACCGUGAGAUGGAGGACUUCCUGCGAAAGGGGAACAAGAUACUCAAAGAAGACGAGGAGUACAAUUUCAAGAAAGCGAAGGGGAGGCUGUUCAAGAAAGACGAGCCAGAGUACGACGUUCCGAAAGACAAGGCUGUGAAGAUCCAAGUGCACAAGCAGGAACAAGCACAAGCUCAAGAGGAAAGCCAGGCCGCCAAGGAUAUCGUGCUAGCGCGCAAGGGGUGGGCCAAGAUCGAGGCGAAGGAGAAGGCGUAUGAGCACGAACGCGGACUGAUGGAGCACGAAAUCGGUGUGAGGCUCUCGAAGCAGGCGGAUGCCAUGCGCCGGGAGGCAGCCAACGGCACCAUAACUGUGGACGAGAUUGUGACUUUGCUCGACGUUACGGCGCAGGAUUACGACAACAUGACCCGCACCAUCGCUGGCUUCGGGCGUACAAAUAUGACCGGCGUGUGGAUCGAGGAGAAGCUGCGAGAGUCUGGCUUGAAGACCGCUGGCGCCUCCGCCAAGAUGCUCGGUGCAGUCAACCACUCGGUGGAAGAGUUCAAGAACAGCCACCGUGACUACGACGAUCAUCAGUUCUUGGCAACAUUGGCCCAUCUCCUCAACGAGACCAAGUCUGAGAUCAUCAGCUUUCAGCAAACAAAGGAUAAGCUCGCAAACCGUCUGCAGCACUGGGAUGGGGCCAACGGCGAGAAGCUCACCUACAAUCUGGCAGUGGCCCUCCAAGGAGUGACAGACAGCGUCGAGUUCAGGAAUCACCUCUUGCAUAUCGACGCGGCCGGCCUGGCACACGCGAGCGUGAGCGAGGCAUGCGAUUUGCUCAGCAACGUCGUCCACGACAGUAUGCAGCCGGCCUACAAGAGCGUCUUGUUGCAGAGGCAAAGGCUCGAUGAAAUGAGCAAGAUCGCUCCGAGCGUCAUCAUGACGCUGCCCUCCAACACUCAGGGCACGAUGGCAAAGCGCACCGCCGCCGUGGUGAACAUGGCCUACGUGGAGCACUUGGCGCUCAUGGAGUCCGCGACCAUGAUCUUGAAAGAGGCCGCGCCGAUUGUCAUGCAGCGCCUUCACUGCAACAUGAAAAGCGCAUCCCCGCGCGCGGGCUUUGUCACCGCCCUCUUCGCCGCUGUCGCGGCCUGGCUGGCGCAGUGA